AUGUCGUUUCCCCACUCGGAUCGCGCGGGGUACUUCCACGAAGCUGUGGCGGCCGCAGAGAGCGCGGAUCCCGACGAGAAGUUGCGAGUACCAACUCUCUGGGCGCUACUGGAGGCGCCCGUGGAUGUCUUCGCUCGACAGGGGUCUUGUCCUCCUGGCCAGAGCUAUGAAGAGUUGGCCCUGGAAUGGAGAAGCUGGGGGCAGGUGGGAACUGCGAUUGAGACUGGGUUGCAGCUGCAGCACGAGGUGUCGCAGACAUUUUGCCGGCCCCUGUCCUUUGAGCGAUCUGGGAGCUUCCGGAUCCAUCGCUUCCGACUGAGCUGCGAGGGAGCAGAGCACUUCAACGAUGCCCUGGCAGGAUACGCCUUGAAGCGGGAAGCAGGGCCAGCUCUGAGUGAAGACGGCAUUCAAGUAUCGAAUGUCGGAGGUUUUCAUUCGAAGCAAGAUCUGUUUCGAUUCGCCCAAGGCCACGCAAGGGCUGACAAAGAGGAUGCCCUUCUUCUGCACCUGAAGCACUUGAUUGCAGAAUGUGUUGCUUCUGCUGCGGCGGCCGAUGCCCAGGAGUUUCAGGCCCAAGGCGAGGUGGCACCCCACCUCCCAAGCGGGCAGGAGGAAGUGCUGCAGCUUGACAGCGAUCCAGACGGCUGGGUGAACGUCUCCCGGAGGGGGCAUCUGAACUACUUGCACAACCACGCUGACGCUUCGGUGGCCACGGUCUACUAUGCAAGGGUUCAACCAGACUCCGGGGGCUCCCUCCUGCUCCGACUCUCUCCGGGCUACGGGCCCGGCAUGAUGGAGCCCGAUGAGGAGCGGCAUGUGCCCUGGAUGUGGAGCUCCGAUGGGCAGCCGAUCUCCCGGUCUCCGGUGCAGUACGCGGAGCUCCGACCGGGCCCCGGUACACUGGUGAUUUUCCCUGGAUGGCUCUCCCACAGCGUGUCCCCUACUACCUGCGCCGAAGCGCGGAUUUCCUUUGCAUCGAAUUGGGACCUGCCUACAGAGCCAGGAUAA
Molecule: messenger RNA, 1008 nt
Organism: Symbiodinium sp. CCMP2592
Lineage: Eukaryota; Dinophyceae; Suessiales; Symbiodiniaceae
Source: the annotation of a GenBank genome assembly